Molecule: messenger RNA, 1640 nt
Organism: Cynoglossus semilaevis (tongue sole)
Lineage: Eukaryota; Metazoa; Chordata; Actinopteri; Pleuronectiformes; Cynoglossidae
Gene: sec22bb
Product: SEC22 homolog B, vesicle trafficking protein b
Exons: 6
Coding region: 137-796 (219 amino acids)
Biological process (GO): endoplasmic reticulum to Golgi vesicle-mediated transport; retrograde vesicle-mediated transport, Golgi to endoplasmic reticulum
Molecular function (GO): SNAP receptor activity
Source: RefSeq, a predicted model, not a curated record
GUAACACACCGAGCUGCAUCGUUUCCGGCCAGCUCAGCGUCAGCUCUGUGCUGUUGUCACUUCACAGUCUGUCAAACCCUGGACGCGUCACCCGAAACUUUUACCUGGGUGGUGUGAAGACGAAUCUCCGUGGGCCAUGGUUCUGCUGACGAUGAUCGCUCGGCUGGCCGACGGCCUGCCACUGGCCGCUUCAAUGCAGGAGGACGAACAGGGAAGCGAAAAGUUGGGUCGAGAUCUUCAGCAGUAUCAAAGUCAAGCAAAGCAGCUCUUCAGGAAACUCAAUGACCAGAGUCCUACACGUUGCACCUUAGAGGCUGGUUCUAUGGCAUUUCACUAUUUAAUAGAACAGGGAGUGUGCUACCUCGUGCUGUGUGAGUCCAGCUUUCCCAAGAAGCUGGCUUUUGCCUACCUGGAGGACCUGCAGGCGGAGUUUCACGAGCAGCACGGAAAGAGGGUCUCCACAGUUUCCAGGCCGUACUCCUUCAUUGAGUUUGACACCUACAUCCAAAAAACCAAGAAGUCUUACAUCGACAGUCGAGCAAGAAGGAAUCUGGGGAGCAUCAACACUGAGCUGCAGGACGUCCAGAGGAUCAUGGUGGCAAACAUAGAGGAGGUGCUGCAGAGAGGGGAGGCGCUCUCUGUGCUCGACUCCAAGGCCACCAACUUGUCCACCAUGUCAAAAAAGUACAGGAGCGACGCCAAGUAUCUGAAUACCCGCUCCACUUAUGCCAAGCUGGCAGCUGGCGGUGUCUUUUUCAUCAUGUUUAUCGUCUAUGUACGCUUUUGGUGGCUCUGAGGAUGAAGAAGAAGAAAAAAGAAGACGAAGAAAUGAAGAUUUCAAAGUCGACAGAUGAUGAGAAAAGCUGUCGACGACCUCCAGAAACAGGAUCCCUGCUCUUAUUAAGACUUUUCCAGAUAAACCAUCGUAAACUCACCUCCACUGACAUGUAAUAUGAAUACAGGUGAUAUCAAUACAUAUAGUUUUAUUAUUGACAUUGUAUUAUUUACCUUGUGUUCAAAAGCAGUUCCUGGGUAAAUGUGUGUCCUCUCUGUACCAAGAGUGACUGCUUUAGCCUUGUUUGAUUUUUCCUAUAAAUUCAGGAAAGAGAGAAAAACAAUAUUUUUAUCUGAAGCACAUCAUAAAUGUUCGUCCCUUGAAAUCACAUUGUUCUUAAAUAGUACAAGCUACACUCAAAAAAAGUGGCAAUAAUUUAACUACCACGGCUCACACAAAAUAAAACGUCAUUUCAAUUUUCCUUGGUAGUGUUUUUGAGGGUCUACUAAUAAGGUUUAGUGUCGGUCACCGACAUAGACAGAAAGUGACAGAAUUGGGGAAAUGCAUAAUAUUGAAACUGAUACUGUAUUUAAUUCAACUCGCAUACUUGUCAUUGUUGCUGGCACCGUGGAUCCAGGCUCCCUUCAAGUUCUCCUGCAGGCUGACUGUGGACCGGCACCUUUCUGUCAGACCUUUGUGAAGAAAAUAUGAUUUGUGUUGAGGUCUUUUUUUUAAAUUUUGUUUUAUGUUUACGCUCCUGUACAUUCAGUUUUAGUGUGACUACAGACUGUAGGCCACAGCUGAGAUGCAUUUCUUUUUUUCUGUUUUGUCUGUCAUUAAUAAAUAAAAAUUAUUUGGUACAGUU